AAAAAAGAUUAAUACGCGGUGGUUACUUUGUAUGUCUUAUCUAUAAGCUUAAGCCAUAUGUCAUCAUUUAUCUUCUUCUUUCUUCUUUAUUCUCUAUCAUGAUGGACAACUCGUAUGUCACACAAGAUGUCAAUGACAAGAACUCGCUUAAAAACAGCUGUAGUCGUCAAGACUCUUAUUCAUCUGUGAGUACAGACCCAACAAGCUAUGAUAAACCAUCAAAUCAUUUGAACAUGACAAGCUCUAUGGUUCAGCCCAACAUAUGGCGUUCUUCGACUACUUCAGAUAUGACACUUGGGCAGACUUCACACACAAUCAUUCACCCAUUAGAAUCGAACAUAAUACUUCAAUCAUGGAAUACAGCACCUGACUUUCCAAACCAAGUUAAGCUAGAACAAGCAUGGCGCAUGGAAUCACAACCGUCUUCAUUCAUACAUACAGGCCAUCAUCCAAACUAUGAAUUAAGCAGCAUCAUGCCACAGACGCCUACCAGCUCCAAUUAUGUCGACAUGUUACCUAUGCAUCAUUUUGGUCUUUCAGACAUCCAUUCUACUCCACCUGUAAUGGACAAUACAUCAAAUCAUAACGUCAUCUUUACGCCUCCUCUUCCUACCAACACCAUGCCUGUCUUUCUUGAUUCUAAAGCGGGCCGUCGAAACUCUUCAGCAGAGCAUCGUCCACAUAAACAACGGGUGCAUGGAAAAAGAUCUUCCUCCCAGCCUUCUGUUGCUUCUGUUGUUUCCUUGACAGCACAUGAGCCCGUGUCUAAAAUCAUUCAUGGUAUUGAGCACAUCACUUUCUUGUACUCUCAUGAUCGUUUAGUAAAAGAAUACACUGUGCGUACAGAUGUAGACAGUGUGGAUCUGGAUGAUAUUGCUAUGGAAUUCCGUAUUCAGAACGCGAUUUAUCCAAGAGCCAAUGUAGACAGGUCUGAAUAUGACGGCAACCGAUGGGACUAUGAAACCACAUGCAACCAAUUGGGCUGGAAGAUUUGCUGGUUAAAUAAGGAACAAUUGUUUGGAAGAAGAGGUUUAAUCCAGCGUGCUGUUGAUUCUUACCGUAACCGACAUGCAGAUAUGCGAUCCAGAAGAGUAGCUCGACAAGAAAAAGUAGCCAAUGGUACUUUGCGUAAACGUCGUUCCAAAAAGUUUUCAACACCACAUCUUCCCAUCUAAUUUGAAUAAAAAUUUCGUAUAAAAAGCCACUCGAAA
This is a messenger RNA of Gilbertella persicaria, 1211 nucleotides long. RefSeq lists its product as uncharacterized. The transcript has 2 exons. Bases 99 to 1175 code for a protein of 358 amino acids. NCBI's taxonomy places the organism in Eukaryota, Fungi, Mucoromycota, Mucoromycetes, Mucorales, Choanephoraceae. The record is from RefSeq and is a predicted model, not a curated record.